AUGACGGUAGACGGUAUAACUCAAAAGCAUAUGUCCUUGAGGAAGAAGCAGAUGUCUGGCAUAAAUACGGGACAAAGGCAAGCAGCGGCACACAUCGGUAGCGUGGUCUCCCCUGCGAAGUCAGUUGAACCACCAGUCAUGAUCCUUCCCCGUGCUUUGAUCGUGGUUCUGGCCUUAAUGGCAAUGGUUUACUCGGCGAAGGCCGGUGGAGGUGGAUACGGGAGCAGAGGAGGCGGUGGAGGAGGUGGCUUUGGUAACGCCGGAGGAUUUAGUGGCGGUGGAGGAGGGUUUGCUGGACAAGGUGGAUCUGGUGGAUUUAGCGGAGGUGGAGGAGUAGGUGGAGGAGCCCAAGGAUUUAGCGGAGGUAGCGGCGGAUAUGGCGGCGGACGAGGUGGAGGCAGCGUCGUCCGCGCGCGCUUGGUCGGCGUUGGCGUUCUUCCUAGUGUCGGUGGCGGCGGCUCAGGUUUCGGUGGCGGCAGCGUGGGCAGCGGCGGCGGCGGCGGUUUCGGCCAAGGCGGAGGACGAGGAGGACGAGGAUCCUUCGGCGGAGGACGAGGAAGUGGCGGAGGAAGCUACGGAUGGUAAUCAAUUAUCUCACUUAAAAAUCUUUUCUGUCAACCUGCAAAGAAAAUAAAAUUGCUGAAAG
Molecule: messenger RNA, 646 nt
Organism: Penaeus chinensis
Lineage: Eukaryota; Metazoa; Arthropoda; Malacostraca; Decapoda; Penaeidae
Product: glycine-rich protein 5-like
Exons: 3
Coding region: 1-585 (194 amino acids)
Source: RefSeq, a predicted model, not a curated record